AUGGAUAGAACACCACCACCACUGUGGCACAGAAGCCUAUUGGUAGAGUCUACUAGUGCCUCUGGAAGCUAUGGCAAAGAGCACCUGUCCAGUAGAACACAGAUGUGGAAAGUCUGUAGACCAAAUACCAUCCUUUGCACUUCUAUUUGCUAUUCCAGAGAACCUGGGUUCAAGAUCUACAAGAAUGUGCUUCUGGACCGAGCUUGUGGUACUUAUUCCCAGCAGGGGUUUGUGUGUGUUGAAGCCACUGUCCUACAGCAGUGCUCAGAUAUAUCAUCAUGUGAAUGUGUGGCCCUUGAACCUGCUGAGGCCAUGGGGUGUGCCCAGCUAUGUGGACAUCUGUGGUCUUUUCAUGUUGCAGAUGGCUACCAUCUUAAAUAUGUUGCCUGCCUGGUACAAUGCUUGGCUUCAUAUCUUCCCGUGCUUGGGGCUCAGGGAGGCUCCUGGGACAACAGAGGGAAGGCUCUGGACCCUAUUGAACCAACGCAGGAUCCAGGCAGAAUUGCAAGAGGUGGUAACUCAGCGCUGAUGUCUAUCCAAGGAUUCAUGACCAACUUGUGUGCCAAUUAUGGAUGGAUUACCAAAUCUAUAUUCUUCCACACUGAAGUAGUCUGUGAUAAUAUGCCUGUGAGAAUCGGAGUAAAUGUCAUCAUUCUUGUGGAAGAAGAUGAAACAACUCAGGUCCUGAAUGCCCUCAAGGACAACAUCUAUGUUAGCAAGGAUUUUUCUUUUCCUAUACACCUGUUUUCUGGAGCAUUCAGGCCUUUCAAAGGAGAUUUGGUGCUGGUGGCCUAUUCCAUGAUCCCAGGAACUUCAUAUAUCAACAUUGACUCUGUGAGACCACUUAGCUCUCAGAAUAUGCAAAGGGCCUGUAUUACCAGACUCGAAGGAAGAAAUGAAGUGAUGGAACCUUGUAUGUUUUUUACUCUGGAUUAUCUCCAUAUUCUCCCUGGUUACACACCUGGGUUACAUGACAUUGUUAACAUGGUUGCAGUAGACAGCAUUCAACUAUAG
Molecule: messenger RNA, 1014 nt
Organism: Meriones unguiculatus (Mongolian gerbil)
Lineage: Eukaryota; Metazoa; Chordata; Mammalia; Rodentia; Muridae
Product: cancer/testis antigen 55-like
Exons: 6
Coding region: 1-1014 (337 amino acids)
Source: RefSeq, a predicted model, not a curated record